AUGCGUAGCAAAUGGGAGAGAGGUAGCAGUAAAAUAGGUAGUGGGUUACUACAUUUCAUUUUUGAUAACCGCAGGCUACUUGUGUAUGACUAUGUUCCCAACAACACCCUUUACUUCCCCCUUCAUGGGGAAGGCAGGCCUGUUAUGGAUUGGGCAAUGCUUGUAAAAAUUGCCAUUAGUGCAGCUCGUGGAUUAUCUUAUGUGGAUUAG
Molecule: messenger RNA, 210 nt
Organism: Ilex paraguariensis (yerba mate)
Lineage: Eukaryota; Viridiplantae; Streptophyta; Magnoliopsida; Aquifoliales; Aquifoliaceae
Source: the annotation of a GenBank genome assembly